Molecule: messenger RNA, 1496 nt
Organism: Lycium barbarum (goji berry)
Lineage: Eukaryota; Viridiplantae; Streptophyta; Magnoliopsida; Solanales; Solanaceae
Exons: 8
Coding region: 175-1209 (344 amino acids)
Molecular function (GO): S-adenosylmethionine-dependent methyltransferase activity
Source: RefSeq, a predicted model, not a curated record
AGUAUAGAGAGGUUUUAGAGUAAAAAAACUAAAAUCAAACGUGAUGUGGCUAAUAUUCCUCCUCAAACAAAAGAGACUACUUCUAGUGAACCAAAAAAUGAAUCAAAAUCAUCAAAAAUUUCAUAAAAUGGCCACUACUACUACUUCUCAUCAGUUUUAGCUGAAUUACAUAAAAUGGCCACUACUACUACUUCUCCUUCACUUUCUUUAAAUCAUCAUCGUUCUUUAAUUCCAACAAAACAAAAUGGGGUUUCUUGGAAUUCAAGAAUUAGUGUUCCUAAACGGUUUUACUCAAGUGGGUUGACUUCAAGAAUCAAAGUGAGCUCUGCUGUUGCUUUAGAACCGGAAUUGAGAACUCCAGCUCAGGAUGCUACAGAAGCUGAAUUUUUUGCUUGCCCAAUUUGUUACGAACUACUUAUGAGAAAAGGCCCUUCAGGAUUUAACGUACCAGCAAUCUACAGAUCGGGCUUCAAAUGUGAUAAGUGUAACAAGUCAUAUUCAAGCAAAAAUAUCUACCUUGAUCUCACUGUUACCUCCGGAACAAAAGAAUACAGUGAAUCUAAGCCAACUCGGACUGAGCUAUUCAGGAGUCCAGUUGUUUCAUUCUUGUAUGAGAGAGGCUGGCGUCAAGCAUUUAACCGAAGUGGUUUUCCUGGUCCUGACGAAGAGUUUAAGAUGGCUCAAGAGUACUUUAAAGUUGCUGAAGGUGGUGUUCUUGUUGAUAUUAGCUGCGGUAGUGGGUUGUUUUCCAGGAAAUUUGCCAAAUGUGGGGCCUACUCAAGAGUCGUUGCACUUGACUUUUCUGAAAACAUGCUUCGCCAGUGUUAUGAUUUCAUCAAGAAUGAUGAGAGCAUCAUAAGCUCCAAUCUAGCUCUUGUAAGGGCAGAUGUUUCCAGAUUGCCUUUCUUCUCUGGAUCAAUUGAUGCUGUACACGCAGGUGCUGCCUUGCAUUGCUGGCCAUCUCCGUCCAAUGCAAUUGCUGAAAUCAACCGGAUUUUGCGUAGCGGGGGUGUAUUCGUUGGCACUACAUUUCUUCGAGUCAAUCCUUCUGCUCCUACGAUAUUUAGAGCUUUGGAGCAGAGUGCUACACGGACCUACAGCUAUUUCACUCAAGAGGAGAUUGAAGACUUGGUGACAACCUGCGGUCUCAUCAACUAUACCAGUAAAGUUCAGGGCUCUUUUAUCAUGUUUUCCGCACAAAAAUGCUGAUCUUUGGCUGGUUUAAAGUGUGUUACUACGAUGUGCAAUGUAUCUCAACCUGUAGAUAAUAGUAAAGUUGAUUCAGGCAGUUCAAGAACAUUCUUUAUUGUGAAUAAUACUGCUGGUAAAGACAAUGUAACUGAACACGCGAGUGGCGUAUCAGCACAUGUAAUAUGCAUUUAGUUCUUGUCCCACCUGGUUUAUUGGAAUAUACUUGUAUAUUUUUACUAGUCGUGAAUUGAGCUUUGUAAUUCAGACAGUGCAUAUGUUUUGAUACUUGAUAAGUUGUGCUAUGA